Molecule: messenger RNA, 2973 nt
Organism: Gambusia affinis (western mosquitofish)
Lineage: Eukaryota; Metazoa; Chordata; Actinopteri; Cyprinodontiformes; Poeciliidae
Gene: ppm1ka
Product: protein phosphatase, Mg2+/Mn2+ dependent 1Ka
Exons: 9
Coding region: 141-1265 (374 amino acids)
Biological process (GO): protein dephosphorylation
Molecular function (GO): protein serine/threonine phosphatase activity; cation binding
Source: RefSeq, a predicted model, not a curated record
UCAAACACCCAGCGUGAGCUGAAGAGUCACAGCGCGAGCGCCACUCCGGGCUGCCGCUGGACACCUGUUGCCAAGGAAACUGAAACGGGCGGGAAAAUCACCAGUUAAUGACCUGAAAAAGCUGUUCAGGACAGUCAGUCAUGUCGUCUCCUGUGCUGCUGAACCUGCUGCGCUGCAGCCGCUUCUCCAUGUGCAGACAAAGCCUCUUCGGUCUGGAAGCCUCCACACAGUCUGGGCAGGCUGGUGGACCGUUGGGGCUGGUGGGUGUGCGGCGGGCCAGCGGGUCGAUCAGGUUUGGCAGUGAUGGCAGUGGCCAGCCGGUGACCUGGGACUCGUUUGGUAUUUGGGAUAACCGGAUAGAAGAACCAAUAUUACUGCCUUCCAGUAUCCGCUAUGGAAAACCCAUUCCACAGAUCAGCCUGUCUCGGGUCGGCAGUGCGUCUGUUUUGGGUCUCCGGAAGCAGAAUGAGGACCGACUCCGUAUCGCCCGUAUCCAUGACACGCUGCUGUACUUUGCCGUGUUUGAUGGUCAUGGCGGCCCACACGCUGCCGACUACUGCUGCACCUUCAUGGAGAAAUUCAUCAGAGACGCUUUGGAAGAGGAAGAUGAUCUUGAGAAAGUUUUAAAGAAAGCUUUCUUAGAAGCCGAUAAUGCUUUACACACACACCUGAGCUACUUCAACAAUGACUCAGUUCUGAGGUCAGGUACAACAGCAACAGUUGCUCUGCUACAUGACGGCAUUGAGCUGGUAGUUGCCAGCGUCGGUGACAGUCGGGCGAUGCUGUGCAGGAAGGGACAUGCCAACAAGCUCACCAAAGACCAUACACCAGACCGCAAAGACGAGAGGAAACGGAUCCAGGAGUUUGGUGGUUUCCUGUCGUGGAACAGCGUCGGUCAGGCAAACGUUAACGGGCGGCUCGCCAUGACGCGCAGCAUCGGAGACUUCCACCUGAAAUCCAGUGGCGUCAUCGCAGAGCCGGAAACGCAUCGUCUCUCUGUCCAACAUACCAAUGACUCCUUCCUGGCUUUGACCACAGACGGCAUUAACUUCCUGUUGAGUGACCAGGAGAUCUGUGAUGUCAUCAAUCAGUGCCAAGACCCGACUGAAGCAGCAGAGAUCAUCUCUCAGCAGGCGUUGCAGUACGGCUCCGAGGACAACGCCACCAUCGCCAUCAUCCCGUUUGGAGCCUGGGGGAAACAUAAAAGCUCCGCCAAAACCUACAGCAUGAGCAGGAACUUCGCUUCGAGCGGCCGAUGGGCGUAGACGAAAACAUACAUGAAACACGACAGAACUCAGCCCAUUAUCUUAAUUUGACUUUAAGUAACCCAGAGGUCCUUAAGUUAUUUAUAACAUAAAGCGUCCAAACAAACCCACCAGCAGCAUCAUGGUUGUUCCCGGCUGAGCAGUCGACACUGUAAAUAGUGUAAAAUAAUGAAGGUUGUACAUAUAAAGAGACUCACUGCUGUGUUUGUUGUCUUUGUCAACUGUGUGUCAGUGUUUUGCAUUUAGAGAAAACAUUUUAGUACCGUAUAUUUCUUCUUUCAAUCAUUGUUGUCAUUCUGUAAAUGUUUAAUGAAACUCCAAAAUAUCAGCGUUUCAUCAAAUAAGAAGCUCAAUUUUAAAUUAAUCAAAAAGACAGAAAACAUUUCAACUCCAGGAAAAACAAUUUGAGAAAGCAAUCUGUUUCCAACAAACCUUUUAAAUUCUGAAAUAUUUACCAACGUCAGAAGUUUGAUGUGAUAAAUCGAUGCUCACUUUGACUCCAUUGGUCCUUUCAGAGUAAUAAAGUUCAACUAGAUAAACAUAAAUUUUACUAAUUGUUUUCUUAAGUUGUAUUAAAACAAGUCAGUUUUAAAUCGGUCUAAAGAGUUUUAGUUAUUUUGUGCAAUUCCUUGUUUUUCUUUACAUUUCAGGUGAUGGUGGCCAAAGACUUAAUUCUCUAAUAUUCUCUGUUGGAAACGGGACACGCAAAACUGAGUAACUUUAGUUUCUUCCUCCUUCACAAUGUCUUUGGAACUUCAUUGACGUUCCUAGAAAAGAUGGGAUAUCGAAGGCAUUCUGUGUUUUCUAAUGUCUCUGGUGAACUUUUCUGCACUAAUGGUCCCAACACAAAGUGGAAAUGAGCUUUUAAACCCCAUAAAUCACUCAAAAACCAAACUGGAAACAUUAAACUGGGACGAGGCUUUCAUUAGCUGCUCAGGGUCACUCAGAUGAGAGGCAGCAGAAAGAAUUAAGGUAAAUCUGGAACUCAUCGCUUCAAGCAAAUGUUUGUUUUUUAAUGGUUUCUGAUCUGCUUAGUGGCUUUUAUUGACAGUUUAUCUGUCAGAGAGAGAAAGUUUGGAAGUAACUCUCUCUCGGUGUCCAGGAUUAUUGCCUCCAUAUCUGUGGAGGAUCGUCUACCACUAAAUCACACACUGCCUCAGAGGUUACUGUUGUACUGCUGUCCAUUUGGUAUCAGCUUUGAAGGACAGCAGUCACAUUCAAACCUUCGUCAACAGAUUCCUUCAGAAGAUGUUGGCUAUGAACUGACCAUCUUCUGUGUAAACCGUCGACUGACAUCGAGCUCUGACCUGGAAAACCGCAGGGACAGCUGGCUCAGAGGAAACUGGGAUACAGUAGAAACCAACGGGAUAUCGCAGGAUAUCUGGAGUUCACUCAUCAGUGGCCUCUGAACAUCGCAUCGCCUCUGACUGCAGAGUGACUUCCUCUUCCAAACAAUUCUCUUUCCUUAUCAUCUGUGACGCUAUUAGGCUGUAAGCUGCUACUUUUUAUUGGUCAUCAAGGUCAAACACAAAUCAUAGUUUAACAGUUAAACAAUAGAGUGCUUCCACAAACUGUAACCUGCUGUUUUUCUCAUGUUUUGGAGUCAUGGCUUCUUCUCGGUUGAGUGGCCUUUCAGUUGUUUCUGUUUGUUAAAGACUUUUCUUUACCAACAUAUCAGCAGUGUGUUGCCUCUGGGACUGAGUCAAAC